This is a messenger RNA of Trichoplusia ni (cabbage looper), 4514 nucleotides long. Its product is annotated as VWFA and cache domain-containing protein CG16868. Gene Ontology annotation, molecular function: voltage-gated calcium channel activity. NCBI's taxonomy places the organism in Eukaryota, Metazoa, Arthropoda, Insecta, Lepidoptera, Noctuidae. Bases 249 to 3830 code for a protein of 1193 amino acids. The record is from RefSeq and is a predicted model, not a curated record. The transcript has a single exon. Gene Ontology annotation, cellular component: voltage-gated calcium channel complex.
GCUCCAGCGCCAUGUUUAUUUUGUUAAAUGUCAAUUUUACUCAGCUUGUGAGACGUGUGGAGGACGAUUCGUUUAUUGUUUUUUUUUAUACCAAACAAUUAUUUCUAAAAUCAUCGAUGAAGUCUUUCAAAGUAAAACAUGUGAAUAUUUUGGCAGUGAAAAUACAAAGGACAACCUAUUACAGAAAUAUGCAUUCGUGAUGACAAUUUAUUAUAGUGUGAGUGCGGAUCAAAGAUAAUGCCGACAAGAUGAAGCUUUUAUCGUUGUUAUUUAUGAUUACGACGAGUUUCGGCGUCCGUGUGAUCCUUGCUCAAAGCGAUAACUGUACUAGAACUAACAGUCGUGGUGAUUACAAAUUAUGUGUUCGCAAGCUAUCAGAUACUUUAGCUAGCAAGUUCAGUGAAAUAGUGGUAAAGGAACUCGGCAGCGAGUAUACAGCGCACUUCGAGAUCCGAACCGCUUAUAAAGUGAGCCGCUAUCAAACCACUGACGAUGAAGUCCUCAACAGUAUUGUGGAGAAGCUCAGCUACAAGCUAUCGUCGGCUACGAACAUACUUCGUGACAUGAACAAUGUAAUUAACGACAACAGUACUCCGUCCUUCACGCAUCCCUGUCCAUUCAACUCUAUUCGUAAGUCUGUAUUUAUUAAGAGUUUCAAUGUAUACGAGAAUUUGCCUUCUCAAGAUCCUAAAAAUAAAAUUAUGGGGCGUUUUAAGGAUUUAAAAGUUAAGAGACAAUAUUUCCUAUCUCACAUGGACUACGCUACUGAUAAGGAUUGUACAACAAUGCCACACUCUAACUUGAGGUACUUAUAUCAUAAGAUAGUGCAUCCUGAUCCUAAGCUAGUUGUGUUUAUAAUUGAUAACAAUAUGAGAGAGGACUCAUUACAGCAUGCUGUGCAUGUUGCUAAAGAGACAGUUUAUGCUCUGCAGGACUCAGAUAUGAUAGCUCUCAAGAUGACAAACAUGACAGAAUUUCAUAAAUUUGAAGAUACAUGCAGCACAGAUGGUAUGUCUGACUUAGGAAAUGCUACAGAAAACAACAAAUUAUUGUUGAAAGAAUACUUGUCUUCCCUAGAUGUUGCUUCCAGUAAUGUUUCACCUCUGACAUUAAAUAAAGAGCUCAAAAAGUUGUUAUUACAAAAAGAUUUACCUCAUCGUAAACUAUUCAUUUUUUUGACGGACACAAAGGUUUUAAAGAAUGAAACAUGGCUCAAAAUAUUUCCAUACUCUUCAAGCAAGGAGGAUAACUUAAAGUUUGCUAUUGGCUUAAUUUAUGAGAAUCAAGCUGAUAAGAACAGUUCUUUAGGUAUAUUACAUAUUGACAAGUGGCAUACUCACACCAACAACCAUUCUGUAAUGAGGCUACAUAUCAAUGAUACUGGUGUUGUUGGGCAGGUAGCUUCUGCAUUCAUUUCUCUGCUACCCGGACAUUAUGGCAGCAAAGAGAUUAAAAUAGAAGGACCAAUAUGGGAGGCUACAGAAAGAGACUUUAUGAUAUCUUUAGUGUUACCCACCACUGGUGGAGUGCUUGGUUUAGACUUAUAUUGGUCAGACCUUGCAGAGGACAUUGUGUACUUCAAGGGCACAAAUGAACGAAAAAGAGCCUUUGUCAUGGACUUUUCAGGUAUUGUUUUAAUGCAUACUUUCUUUCCUAGGCCAGAAUCAGCUUCAGAUAAAAUAAAGUUUACUAAAUUGGAGAAUGUAGAGACAUACUCAUUUAUAUCAACAGUAAAAGAAAAGAUGUUAUUGAAUAAUGUGGGAAAUUUAACCAUGUCAGAACAAAACUCUACCAAAUCAAUCAUUUACUCUUGGAAAUGGAUAGGGAAUCUGUACAUUGUCUGUAUUGUAUCCGAGAGAUUAGAACCAGCUGUGUUUAACAAAACUAACAUAUUUUUUACUAGGAGUAAUAAGGAGAUAUUGUUCCAUAGGUUGGAUUUAUUUCCUCCUAAAGCAGGAAAAAUGUGUAGGCAUUUUAAACAGAUAGCUACUAUUGAUCAGGGUACAGUGUAUUUAAGUCCAUCUAGUUUUCAAUCCCCAUUCACUUACUUAUAUGAUAUGGGUGAUGGGCAGGAAGCAGUCACAUACAUGCAGAACUACCUGGCUUACUUAAAGAGUGUAGCUCAUGGCCUCCUCUCCAAUCCAGGUCUUAAAAACGAAAUUCAGCAAGAUGUUGGAUUUCUCAACUCUAUUUUAUCAUUCUACAAAAGACAACACUUGCAUGGACCAUACUCUAAAUACAUAGUGAGAAGGUAUGCAGUUACAGAGAGUGGAGUCCUGGUGAUGUUCCCUGGAACUGUGCUGGAGUAUGAUUAUGAGCCAGUGAGGAGGCCAUGGUAUACAUAUGCAUUAGAGAACCCUGACAAAAUCAUUCUCACACCUCCCAACUUAGAUGUUGGUGGAGCUGGAUAUGUGGUGUCCAUAUCAUAUGCUGUAAAAAGUUCCUUCUACCCAACUAUGGUUGUUUCAAUGGAUGUUACUAUGGGAUUUUUAUACAAACUUCUUAUUGAUAGUUUACCUCUCUGUGCCAUGUCUUAUGUUAAAUGUUUUAUAAUGAAUAAUCGAGGCUAUUUGGUAUCACAUCCUGGGCUAAUGGACCCCAAUAGCUCAGGUCCUAUAGAACAACAGCAUAUUACUCACAAGGAAUCCAUGAUUGCUAUUGAUAUGUUGAAUCACAAGGGUUUUGUUACUAAAAGACUGUGUAAUAAUUUUUACGACAAAACUAUACAGCGGUUUUAUGAAUUUAAUACUUCUCUGCCUAAUGUGCUCUCUAAUGUAGUGUCAGGAGAUCAUUGUGUUCAUUAUUACAUAGCUGCCAUACCUGGCACCAAUGCUUUUAUUGGUCUAGUCAACGCGUCCUGCAGCGUCGGCGCUUUCUGUCCCUGCAGUAUGGUAGACCGUCUUUGUCUAAAUUGCAAUCGUAUGGAACAAACCGAAUGCGAGUGCCCAUGUGAAUGUAGUUCAGAACUUUACGAGUGUCCAAACUCAAAUGUUUCACGAUUUAAUCAAGAUAUAGCACUUUGUGGAAUGAUGCUGGAAAACAAUAACCACAAGUCACAUUACUUCCAUAAUUUCGCUGAGAACUUAAAAUCUUGUUUCGAUUUCCAAUGCGAAACUUAUUUGACACACUCGUCUUGUUUAGGUGUUCUGGGUUGUGAAUGGUGUCAGAUAGAUGCCGAUGGCAGAACAACGUUAUCGGCGCCAUUCUGUACUUCCCAAUCAACUUGCUUCAAUGGCGUUUUAGGCGCCGUCACUCCUUACGGGGAGGGAACUCUAGGACAUGUGAACAGAGACGCUUUUGGCAACUAUUCUGCUAUCGGUCCGAUCGCAGGAUGCAUUGUAACUGUAAGCUUAGUUAUUGCCGUUGCCAUAUAUUGUUAUAGACAAAACGUCACUACUGCUAGUUGCCACAAUUUAUAUGUGGAUGGUCCGGCUGAGACUUGGCACGAUGCUGAUGUCCAAAUGAGUCACUUGCAAUCGGAUGAUAUGCACGACCAGUCGGGUCAAGACAAACUGUUGCCAGCCAUGGAGAUAGAAGCUCCUAUAUCACCGUACAGAGUCGUAACGGGGUACAGGAGACCGCACACGGCUGGCGGCUCCGAUCAUGGCUAUUCAACCAUGACGCCUCAUGAAGAUUCAGAGGCUACAGGGUUCUCAGUAAAUGAGCCAAUCGUUUUAUCAGACGACACAAAAUCUGACGUAAGCUGUCCUCUACCAGCUAAAAUAAAGCCCAGGUUAAAAGCUGGUGAUUUGAAUAUAACUGUCCUGCCAUGCGGCAAGAACAGUAUUAUAGCCCCUGUCACUGUGCAUAGACAUAUGGAAGCGUCGUAGUAGUAUAAGUGAUUAAAUAAAUCUACCUCUGUGUAUAUAAUAAUUAUUAAUGUUGUGUUAUUUUUGUAUAAUGUGAUACAAUUAAUUUGCUAACAUUUUAAUUCUUUGUUCUAUUUUUGUCUGAUCAAGUACUUAGAUAACAGUUCAAUAUCAUACAGUAACUAAUUUUACUUAAACAUUUGGUGCUCUUUAUGUACUUUGUUAUAAGAAUUAUUUUAUAAUUUAAUGAUGGUAUUUAAUAUUGAUGUUCCAUAAUAAUCUAAAUCAGAAUGUGUAUAAAAUGAUUUUGGUCUAUAUAGAUAAUUUGUUAAAUACUUGGUACUUAAUCUAAUCUUUAUCAAGAUAAUCUUAAAACAUGUUUAUAAUGGCCUCAUUAGAUCGAACAAGAAGUCUUUAAGUUAGUACAUUUAGCUGGUUUAAGCAGCGGCAUUGUAUCCUAACACUGGCAGCUUAUUUUAAAUGAUAAGGAUAACAAAUCAGGUUGUAUCAUACAGGUCUUUAGCAAUACGUAAGUUUUAUAUGUUGUAUUGAAUGUGUUAGCUUGUAAGAUAUAUAAAUUAAUUUUUGAUAAAACUAAAGUGCCAGUGCCUCCUGUAUUAUUAAGAUAUAAGCAAACUUAUUUUUAAGACUGAACUUGAUGUUGGCAUUUAUUUAAUGUACCUAUUAAAUUUCAUUUUAUAACAA